This is a messenger RNA of Lachnellula hyalina, 942 nucleotides long. RefSeq names its product Thioredoxin reductase (gene tcpT). Lineage: Eukaryota; Fungi; Ascomycota; Leotiomycetes; Helotiales; Lachnaceae. The record is from RefSeq and is a predicted model, not a curated record. Bases 1 to 942 code for a protein of 313 amino acids. The transcript has 3 exons.
AUGUCAUCUCCAACUCAAUUUCUAGCACCGGAGCUUGCUGAUAUUCUCAUCGUCGGUGGGGGACCCGCUGGCAUCACAUCAGCCCUCAGUGUGGCCCGCAAUGUACACACAGCAGUGGACGGCAAGAAUCCCAUUGCAUUCCGUGAUGCAGCCAGACAGAACACGCUCGACAACUACGAGUCCGUUUUCUUCCAGGAUGUGGAAAUUAAGCAGGCCAAGAAGAACAAUGACGGGGUUUUCGAGCUCACCGAUGAGAAUGGGAAGGUUUGGAAGGGCAAGGCCUUGGUCCUGGCAACGGGUAUCAUCGACAUCCCAGUGGACAUUCCCGGUUUUGAUGAAUGCUGGGGACGAAGCAUUUUCCAUUGUCUGUUCUGCCAUGGCUAUGAACAGAGAGGAAGCGCAUCCUCCGGUGUCCUAGCCAUCGGUGAUGUCGCACCUGUUCCCCUCGCACUUCACGUCUCUCGCAAUGCAGCUCAACUUACCAAGUCGGUUACCAUCUACACGAAUGGCGAUGCCUCUCGCGCAGCCGAGAUUCAAGCUGGCAUUGGGUCUGUUGCCCCCUUUACUGUCGAUAGUCGCCGCAUUACUAAAUUUGUUCUCGGCCCCAACCAAAUUGGCCUGACUAUGUGUUUUGAGGACGGCAGCAGCAAGGAGGAAGCUUUUCUUAGCCACAAACCCAAAAGCAAAAUCAAGAGCUCAUUUUUAGCCGAGCAGCUGGGCCUUGAACUAACACCCCAGGGAGAUCUCAAGGUGAACCCUCCUUUCGGUGAUACUAACUUGUCUGGCUGCUUUGCUGCUGGCGACAACUCUUCUUUCUUGAAAACGAGCCCCAACGCUGUCAAUUCUGGUGCUAAUAGUGCUGCGGGGACGGCCAGCCAUGUUCAGAGCAGGUUGUAUGGGCAGGAGAGUUUGGGCGAGUUCAUGCAGAAGAUGCAGAAGUAG